Messenger RNA from Centropristis striata (black sea bass), 4603 nucleotides. RefSeq names its product matrix metalloproteinase-17-like. Gene Ontology annotation, biological process: extracellular matrix organization; collagen catabolic process; proteolysis. The coding region runs from base 297 to 2090 and encodes 597 amino acids. Gene Ontology annotation, cellular component: extracellular matrix. NCBI's taxonomy places the organism in Eukaryota, Metazoa, Chordata, Actinopteri, Perciformes, Serranidae. The record is from RefSeq and is a predicted model, not a curated record. Gene Ontology annotation, molecular function: metalloendopeptidase activity; zinc ion binding. The transcript is spliced from 10 exons.
GCUCUAGGGAUAUUACCUGUGAUGGACUUGAGAUAAAACCACAAUACGCAGUUUCUCUCUAAUUAUGACCACUUAGGUGUUAGUUACGAGUGCAGUUUUGCGGGGCAUAAACUGCUCUAAUGGUCUUAAGUGUUUUUUACCAGCACCGGUUUUUAAUGUGUUUUAUGUGUUUGCGCUCAACAGUGAGGUAGACUUAUUCGGGCAAAUUUUACAGGAGUGUCGGCGUGUGAUUUAUCCCGUGGAUGCGGCUGUCGGGGUCGGUGUCUGAGCCCUGCAGGAGCAGCCUGUCAUAGGGCAUGAUGAUUUCUCUGGUUCUUCACAAGUGGAUGAGGAAUAUUUCACCGGAGAUGCUGCUGUUGGUGCAGAUAUUGUGGUUUUUACCUCUGACUGGAGCGGCUCCUUCUCUAACUACCGAGCAGCUGGACACAGGGGUGGACUGGCUGAGUAAGUUUGGCUACCUCCCUCCCCCAGACCCAGUGACUGGUCAGCUCCAGACCAAGGAGGCCCUGACCAAGGCCAUCAAAGCCAUGCAGAAGUACGGAGGACUAAAGGAGACCGGAGUCUUAGACCAAGCCACACUGGGUCUAAUGAAAACACCCAGAUGUUCCCUGCCAGAUGUUGCCGAGGCGGAGGUGACAAUGGGCCGCAGGAAACGAGGCUUGAACCCUCAGAACAAAUGGAGUAAGAGGCAUCUAUCCUGGAGAGUGAGGACGUUCCCCAAGGACUCUGCCAUACUGGGCAGGGACACAGUUAGAGCCCUGAUGUACUACGCCUUGAAGGUCUGGAGUGACAUUGCCCCACUUAACUUCCACGAGGUGGCCGGCAGUGAUGCAGACAUUCAGAUCGACUUCACUAAGGCCGACCACAAUGAUGGAUAUCCCUUCGAUGGGCCAGGGGGCACUGUGGCACAUGCAUUUUUCCCCGGAGAGAGGUUCACAGCUGGGGAUACACACUUUGAUGACGAUGAGGCCUGGACCUUCAGAUCUCCAGACUCUCACGGGAUGGAUCUGUUCGCGGUUGCAGUCCAUGAGUUCGGUCACGCCAUCGGCCUGGUCCACACCUCAGCCAUGGAGUCCAUCAUGAGACCGUACUACCAGGGUCCUGUAGGAGACCCUCUGAAAUACGACUUACCCUAUGAAGACAAGGUCCGCGUCUGGCAGCUCUACGGCGUCAGAGACUCAGUGUCCCACACCAACCGACCAGGCAACCCCUCUCAGACGGCUGAACCUCCUGUCCUGCUGGACCUUCCUGAAAACAGAUCUACUCUCAUGCUGGCACGAGAUGCCCCAGACAGAUGCACCAGUCACUUUGAUGCCGUGGCCCAAAUACGAGGAGAAGCCUUCUUUUUUAAAGGGAAGUACUUCUGGCGACUCACUCGGGAGAAGCACCUGGUGUCUCUUCGUCCAGCUCAGAUCAACCGCUUCUGGAGGGGCCUCCCUCCUAACCUGGACAGUGUGGAUGCUGUGUAUGAGAGGCCUGGAGACCACAAAAUAGUCUUUUUCAAAGGUCUAAAGUACUGGGUGUUUAAAGACAAUAACGUAGAAGAGGGCUACCCUCGUCCAAUCAGUGACUUUGGCCUGCCUUUGGAAGGAGUGGAUGCAGCGUUUGUUUGGCUGCACAACGACAAAACCUACUUCUUCAAAGACAACCACUACUGGCGCUACGAUGACCACCUGAGGCGUAUGGACCUGGGCUACCCUAAAGACAGCACGCUCUGGAAGGGGCUGCCGCCUCAACUGGACGACGCCAUGAGGUGGUCUGAUGGCUCGUCCUAUUUCUUCAAGGGGAAGGAGUACUGGCGAGUGCCGAGCAGUGACAUGGAAGUGGAGGCAGGAUACCCCCGCCUCAUCGCUAAAGACUGGCUGCUGUGCACCGAGAUGCAGUCGGACUCUCCGGACACAGAGCUCAAAAGCACGGAGACGAGAGUCAACGUGCACCAUCACCCAGACCACGCAGAGAACGGAUACGAGGUGUGUUCCUGCACCUCUGACAGCGCCUCGCCUUUAGGCGCCCGCCCCUCCCCGUCUCCCCUGUGGCUGCUGCCACCUCUCUGGACGCUCUCGCUGGCCCUCCGCUCUGAACUGCUAUGAUGCCAAAGCAUGGGACAAAGUUCUCAAGCUGGGUGCAAACAAACAGACUCUUUGGUGGAGGGCCAGUGGACAAAUACAGUCCAAAUACAAACUGGAACAUUUUGUUCAUAUAAAUAUCAAUUGGUAUGUUUUUGCUAUUAUUUUGCUGUUAUUUAUUUCACAUGUCAUUUAAUGGUCAUCUAAAGCGCCUUGCAGUAUGAGUAGUACAUACCGUUAUCAUUUAUCAUACUAGGGUAUAUCUAGUCGGCAUCAGUCCACUGACAAUGACAAUGCUAGUACUGUGCUUAACAAAUUGAGUUACACAGAACCAUAAGUUCUAUCUCUUAGUUUCUUCUUGAAUGGCUAAACCGUCUCAUCUUUGCAAAGAAGCUAACUGAGUGGGGUCAGAAAUAUGUUCACAUGAAAUACAACACCCAUCAUAAUUACUUUUUUGUGUUUACAGAGUUUCCAGCAAUAAUGAAUGGCAUCCUGGGAUGUGGGCAUGUCAGUGGGUAAAUGAUAUUCAGGGAUGUAGAUUUUCUACAGUUGAAUGGUAUCCUGAGAUAAUAAUAGGUAUUCAGGUGAGUAGAUUUGAAGAUUUUUACCUUAAAGGAAUAGUUCGACAUUUUGGGAAACUAAAUAUGCCAAGGCAGACCAAGAAAAUACUCUGGCCUCUUUGUAUUCCUUUAUAUCAAUCCCAAUUGUUUUGGGUGGCGCUAAGCCUAAUGCAGCGAUGGUGCCCCUGUAAAACAGAUAGCUCAGAUAGCAGAAGGGGAGGAGAAUGCCUUCUCAAAUAGAAGGUCAGUGACAGGAUUAAUCCAACAGUCCACAUCCAGUGAGGCAGACGAAAUGAAAAGAUCAAUACCACACAAGUCUGUCCUAACUACUUAGCUUAGCUUAACUUAGUUUAGCAUAGAUACUUAAAAUAAUGAAACAGCAAACCUGGCUCUGUCCAUGGUAACAAAAACUGAAAUGUAAAAAUGCACCUUUGUAGUUUUACAGGCAGUUAUGAGCUUCAUUCAGAGCCAGGUUGGCAGUUUGUUACUGUUUUCAAUCAUUAUGCUAAGCUAAGAUACCCAAUAUAGCCAUUAUUUAACCAGGUAAAUAAUCUCUUUUUCAAGAGAGACCUGGCCAAGAAGGCGGCAUGAAAUAAAAUAAGUACAACAUUAAACAAAGUUAUUACAAACAGAAAAUACAAAUACAGCCAUCACAACAACACUGUAACCUUAUAUCUCUCAUACAGAUAUGAGAAUGGUAUCAAUCAGUGGUAAACUGCUCUGCUCUUGCUAUGCUGUUGUUUUCUGAAGGGCAGAGCAGUCGCGGCCAACAAGGCAAACCCUUGGCAUGGAGCACUGCUUAAAAUUGUCACAUUGUCUACUAUUUCAACUUUGAUCUUGGUUGCCACUGCCCUUAAAAGCACAUACUUUUACAUUUAGUCUAGUAUCCUUUUUCCUGAUGUAUACCUGCGCUGCACUGCCUCAGCAAGUGUUCUGAGCCCUACCUCGCGGUGAGCAUAGUGCAAACUCCUGACUAUCUGAAGACAACUCUCUGCAAAAAAGCGUACUUCCCUUAAUGUCGAACUAUUGCUUUACAAUGUGCCUGGCGAGUAGAACUUCCUGCCAGGCUGCUUACUGCCUGCCAGCUCUCUACACCGACAUGUAUAACUGUAGGUCGGUCACAGUAAGGUUUUGGCCGUGGCUGAGGUUUGGACCCACCAAUCCUUCCAGAGAGAGACAGUAUUUCAACCUGACAGGAAGCUGCCUACAAGACUCAAACCCAGCGUAAAGAAUGGCACCUGGGACAUAGAUACUGCAGUUAGACAGGUGAAUGACACCGCGGCAUGUAUCUAGGAAGACAGGUGAAGAGUACCCUGAAAUGUAGUGGAGACAGAUAGUUAGCUUUACAGAUGAAUGGCCCCAUGGGAUGUUGACAGGGAGACAAAUGAAUGGCAUGCUGGGAUGUCGACAGGUAGAUGAAUGGCAUCCAGGGCUGUAAACAGGAAGACAGGUGGAUACAUGAAGAAAGGGCACACAGUGCUGUGGGAAGUAGGACAAAUGAAGACUUCCUGUAAGACCGAAAGUUAAGUUCCUCAGUGUAGCUUAACGACAUUAUCCUCCGCUUAAAUCCCUGACCUGUACUCCCACUCUGUUUGAGGAACUGCUGCUCAUGUAUCUCAUCAUUUUCAACUCCAGGACGGAAGCAUUCUCUGCCACUACCAGAGGCAGUAUUGGUUUUGUUGUAUUUUUGGUACUAAAUAUGGACAGAUUGUAAUUCCAUGUUGUUUUGAUCAGAUUAUAGUUCACAGAGAGUUUUUUCUUCUUCACCGCUGGGCGACUUCCUCCAUCGAUCCAAUUCCUUCUGGUGACAUCAUGAAGCAGACCUCACAAGAUAGCAACCGGAUUUAUUCUUGCUGAUAUAUUUACCUACAAUUUAAAUAUAGACACAGAUAUAUUUCAGUUGAGAUGUUCCAAGCAGGCUCUGUAUAUUUCAAGGUGUGUUUUCUAAUGUAAAAUAUUUUUGUAGAAAAAUAAACG